AUGACCUCCCUCUUCUUCUCCACUCCCGUCGACAUCGAUGUGGUCCUCGAAGACAGCGAUGAGCGUCAGACGGUCGAUGUCAAGCUCGACAAGGGCCGUCGCGAGAGGGUCCCCCUCUACAUGGACGGAGAGUCUGUCAAGGGUGCUGUGACGGUCAGACCUAAGGAUGGAAAGCGUUUGGAACACACGGGCAUCAAAGUGCAAUUCAUUGGCACGAUCGAAAUGUUCUACGACCGCGGUAACCAUUACGAAUUCCUGUCGCUGGUACAGGAGCUUGCGGCUCCCGGAGAACUGCAGCACCCCCAGACCUUCCCGUUCAACUUCAAAAAUAUCGAGAAGCAAUACGAAUCAUACAACGGUAUCAAUGUUAAGCUACGAUACUUCGUCCGCGUGACAGUAUCCAGGCGCAUGGCGGACGUGAUUCGAGAGAAGGACCUCUGGGUCUACUCCUACCGCAUGCCCCCCGAGACCAACAGCCCCAUCAAGAUGGACGUCGGUAUCGAAGACUGCCUGCACAUUGAGUUUGAAUACUCCAAAUCCAAGUACCACCUCAAGGAUGUCAUCGUAGGACGCAUCUACUUCCUGCUCGUGCGCUUGAAGAUCAAACACAUGGAGCUAUCCAUCAUCCGUCGUGAGACGACCGGAUCUCCGCCAAACCAGUAUAACGAGAGCGAGACGCUCGUGCGCUUCGAGAUCAUGGAUGGAUCACCUUCCCGAGGUGAAACCAUCCCCAUCCGUCUAUUCCUUGGAGGAUUCGACCUUACCCCGACAUUCCGCGACGUGAACAAGAAGUAUUCGACGCGCUACUACCUCAGCCUGGUACUUAUCGACGAAGACGCUCGCCGUUACUUCAAGCAAUCCGAAAUCGUCCUCUACCGUCAAGCUCCCGAGAUCGCCAUCACUCCUCAAAUCGCCCAGCAGCAACAGAUCCAACAACAGCAGCUCCUCCAACAGCAGCAGCAACAGCAACAGCUGCCCGCCGGUUCUGCGACGGCCGGCCCCGGACGAACUGACACCCAGCCUCAGUUCACUCAGCAAAUCCCCGCGGCUUAA
Messenger RNA from Aspergillus luchuensis, 1053 nucleotides. It is a transcript of the gene VPS26, whose product is annotated as vacuolar protein sorting-associated protein 26. Gene Ontology annotation, cellular component: retromer complex; endosome. The record is from RefSeq and is a predicted model, not a curated record. Bases 1 to 1053 code for a protein of 350 amino acids. Lineage: Eukaryota; Fungi; Ascomycota; Eurotiomycetes; Eurotiales; Aspergillaceae. The transcript is spliced from 5 exons. Gene Ontology annotation, biological process: retrograde transport, endosome to Golgi; intracellular protein transport.